AACUCUGACAAGUACAUGGUCGCUGGUGAAUCAGACAGAGUAUUGGUGACCUCUAGUGGGGGCAUCUACACCUGCAGAGGACAAAUAAAAGGGACCAAUACACUCAUUAAAGAGAGUGAUCCAGUAACCAUUUGGGACACCGCAGAUAAACCCAGAGCCACACUGACAGCAGGAACAACAAUCAUACCAGUAGGGGGCAGUGUGACACUGACCUGCUCUGUGCAGAGCUCUGAUGGAUGGAAAUAUGAGUGGUUCAGACGAACCCAAAGAACCUCUGGAGUUCACAUCAGAGAUCAACAAAACAGAGAUAUCAGAGUAUCUCAAGGAGGAAUCUACCGCUGCAGAGGAACAAGAGGAAACCCAGUUUACUACACUGAUAUGAGUGAUGAAGUCACCAUUGAGAAAACCUUUUCCAAUAAAGUUGUUGUAAAACAACAACCCAACUGGCCUCAGAUAUUCAGAGGUGAGACGAUCACUCUGACAUGUGAGGUGCAGGAAGGAGGUGAAACCACUGAGUGGGAGUAUGAAUGGAGAGGACCCAGCACACCCACACAGUGGACACACAAUAAUGAUGUGACAUUCAGAGUUUCUGAGUCCAGCAGUGGAGACUACAUGUGUAAGAGUCGACGCAGAGAUGACUCAUAUUCUUCAACAGAGUGGAGUGAAGCCUUCACAUUGUCAGGAUCAACUGGUAUAGAGACGCCAAUGCUGACCUGCUGCUCCAUCACCUGAGGACAAUAAUGACAGAAAUAAACAG
Messenger RNA from Oreochromis niloticus (Nile tilapia), 757 nucleotides. RefSeq names its product Fc receptor-like protein 4. The coding region runs from base 16 to 732 and encodes 238 amino acids. The record is from RefSeq and is a predicted model, not a curated record. Lineage: Eukaryota; Metazoa; Chordata; Actinopteri; Cichliformes; Cichlidae. Gene Ontology annotation, cellular component: external side of plasma membrane. Gene Ontology annotation, molecular function: transmembrane signaling receptor activity. Gene Ontology annotation, biological process: cell surface receptor signaling pathway; immune response. The transcript has 4 exons.